AGCGAUAAGGUGCAGUGGCAAUUGGGAACUCCUCACCCGUCAUUCAUCUUCACCUCCAUCAAUCGACAAAUUAGCCCCUCGUCCCGACUUUCGAUCCUUCUCCUCAUAAACUCCAUUCAUUGCUACUGUCAUGUCCGACCAUUGCGUCCUCUACAUGUCAGAAGCAACCCAAUGACCAGUUUACAAUGCCCCCCUCCGGAUCGAACUCGGCGGAGUCUGUCCCCAACCGGCCCCAAAUUCCGGGAGAGCUGCAAGAGCUGCGCAGCAUCCAAGAUCAGAUGCACCAAGGAGAAGCCGCAAUGUGCGCGGUGUGUGAAACGCAACAUGGUCUGCGAGUAUCUGGAAAGCAAACGCGCACGACGCAAACCAGGCGCGCGCCUCAAGCAUCGGGAGUCUAUUACCACGAAUGCUCAUCAUUCCCCGACGACGACGACCAUCACCACCUCGCGCACCACAUCUUCCUCUCCAUCUGCUUCUCCCAAGACCUAUCACCCGCUAAACUACGUAGACAUUCUCUCCUGGACGCCUACGCCUACGCUGCCUGAUUCUGCAACCGACACUCAAACCGGCCUGCACUGCAAUUUCGAUGACUUUUUGGCCUUCUCCCACUCCACUUCACUGCUCGGCGUACCUGAGGCGGGCGAGCUGCCUGUCCACCUGACAACCGACUUUCGCCAGCUCGAGGAGCUCAAUCGCGCCCCGGAGGCUCUUGACGAGAUCCUCCAGUGCCGGUGCUCCGAGGAUGGGUACCAGCUAGCAAUCCUUUCUGUGGUGAUUCUCAAAGUCCUAGGCUGGUAUGCGACGAUCAUUCGACCGCUCCUGGGUGUGGAGGCGCACAGUCCGGGAGUGGGAGAGGGGACGACGGUGCGUACCGACUCGCUCGCGGAGACUCAGCUUUCCUCCUCAUUCUAUGUGGACUCUGGUCAGCAGAUCUCGCCCAAGAUCACCAUGGGACCCCCUCUCGCGUACGGGAGGGAAAGCGAGGGCAAGACUCGCAUGGCGGCGCAGCUGAUCCUCAGCCAGCUGCAUCGCGUCCAGCGGCUCGUAAAUAUCCUAUGCCACCGCUUCAAACUGCACAGCAACCGUGAACAGAACCCAGCCUGGAACUCCAGCACGGCGUCCACUGCCACCGAGCCCGAAGGACCUGCUUACAUCGAGCAUCUCUAUCCUUUCUCAAGUCUUGUAUUUGACCAGAUCGAGAAGGAUGUGCGCGGGCGUCUCCGAUCUCUUUCCACCGAGCUCCUAGAGAUGCUACGCUACUAGCGGUUAAUUCUACCUCAUUCUCAUACAUACAUCCAGCAUUCGUGGUUGUGGCUGUAAUCCGGUCACGCGAUCCAGUGCUUAUUCAUCUAUGCGGCUCCCUUACAGAAAUGUCGUCAGUUAGGUCAACGAUCAUAACCAAUCACCAAGCAAUCAACGAACUAACCUCGGACUCGCCCGCUUGAGCUUCCAAGUCCGUGGGGAAUGUUCUCUGGCAAUCUUACUCAACUGCAAAGAACUGUCUUAAAGCCUCGGGAACAAGUCAG
Molecule: messenger RNA, 1526 nt
Organism: Aspergillus aculeatus ATCC 16872
Lineage: Eukaryota; Fungi; Ascomycota; Eurotiomycetes; Eurotiales; Aspergillaceae
Exons: 3
Coding region: 172-1263 (363 amino acids)
Biological process (GO): regulation of DNA-templated transcription; aflatoxin biosynthetic process
Cellular component (GO): nucleus
Molecular function (GO): DNA-binding transcription factor activity, RNA polymerase II-specific; DNA binding; zinc ion binding
Source: RefSeq, a predicted model, not a curated record